Monoraphidium neglectum is the source of this 705-nucleotide messenger RNA. RefSeq lists its product as hypothetical. Lineage: Eukaryota; Viridiplantae; Chlorophyta; Chlorophyceae; Sphaeropleales; Selenastraceae. The coding region runs from base 1 to 705 and encodes 234 amino acids. The transcript has 3 exons. The record is from RefSeq and is a predicted model, not a curated record.
AUGGUGCUCGUGUCUGUGGAGGUGCAGAACCCCCCGGCGGAGGAGAAGGCGAGCCGGCUCCUGCAGCCCGCAACGGCCGACGAGGGCGAGGUGGGCAGCGGCGGCGGCAGCGGUGUGGCGGGGGCAGUGGCGACGCCGUCAGUGACGCAGCUGGUGGCCGGCGCCGCCGUGCACCGGGCUGUUGAGAGCAUCGAGGCGGCGGCGGCGGGCAAACCCGCCAGCCCGGCGGUGCAGCAUGCGAUCAGGUACUGCACCCCGGCUGUGCGCAACGACGUGCUGGAGCGCGUCAGCAGGGUCGUCGCCGACGGACUGCUGGGGGACCCCAGCUUCAAGGCCGGCCUGCUGGGCGAGGAGCCGGAGCCCGGCGCCAGCGGCACUGCUGGCGGCGGCGGCGGCGCGGCGGCGGCGGCGGCGGGGGCGGUGGCGCAGGGGCCUGCGGAGGGCGCGGCCGAGGGCGGCGCAGGUGCGGCGGCCGGGGCGGCGGGGGCGGUGGCGGUGGGGCCGGCCCUGCAGGGGCGCGAGGCAGCCAAGGCCGCCAUCGGCGACGGCUGCGCGGCGUUUGAGCGGCUGCUGGGGGCGAUGGCGGGCCCGGGCAGGGUGCGGGAGCCUGCGGGGGCGGCGGUGGCGGCGCGCCGUGCGGCGGUGAGCGACGUGCGCCUGGCCCUCGAGCGCCUGACCGACAUCUGGUUUGAAAUGGCGCAGUGA